UUUUAGGGGACAGCAACAGCUGCAAAAGCAUUUAAUGGUAUUCCACGAACAAUGACACUUGGGGUGUCCACGGCCUGAACGACACAAAGAUUGGGGGACCACUCUGAAGUUGUUAAAUGGGAAGCUGGUAUGGAUACUGAAGUUCUGUUUUCUCUCCUUCCUACCGCACAGACAGUUACAGACAUGUACUGGAGUGGAACUUGGGAUCUUUGAAGAGAGCAUGUGUCUGAAUCUGAAGUCAACUUGGGACAUUACUCAGCCUUCAGGAGACGGGUGGCAUUGCUUCUCAACUCAAAGAGAGAUUGCAAGUGCGGAAUGUAUGUUGACGGUCGUUCCUGGCGACUGAAGCGAGAAAUUUGCAGUGCAGAAGUUGGACCAUCUUAGCCCAGUAAAUAACUGCCACGUCUUGCUCUCCUGGACUGCUUAAGGUGAAGUGAAGGUAACAAAGACGCAGAAAUGGAUGUGUUUGGUGGUGCACCGCGUUUCUUGGCCUAUCCAAGACCUGUGGUGGUGAAAAGUGGAACUGAUGCAGUCCUGAAGUGUCAAAUUGGUGGUGAUCCAAGGCCUGCAGUUAUCUGGGAGCGAAACAAUGAAAAGAUUGACCCACAAGGACGAUAUAGGGUCUUUGAGGACGGAAAUGUUUACAACCUCAUCAUUUCAGCUGUGACCACAGAAGACAGUGGCCAGUAUAUAUGCAAAGCAAAGAACAGCAUUGGGGAAACAUAUGCAGCGGCCACACUAAAGGUGGAAGGUGAGGCACAAGAGAUGGAGCUAAGAGAGGAAAAUAAGCCACGAUUCCUCAUCAAGCCCCUCUCUACGCGUGCGGGUCGUGGAGAAGAUGCUGUCUUCUCUUGUAAGCUCUGGGGUAACCCACGACCAGAAGUUGUGUGGGAAAAGGAUGGCAGGAAACUCAAUGAAAUAUUUGAAAGCACACAUUUCAGUGUGAGCUACCAGGACGGUGGAUGGUUCCAGCUCAAGAUCUUUAAAACUCGCGCACCAGAUGGUGGUGUGUAUACAUGCAAAGCCAGGAAUGAAUUUGGGGAAGCAUUGGCAGGGGCUGUUUUGCUUGUUGAUGCAGGGCCAGGACAUGAGGAAGAUGGAAAUCGCAAUGGCUACACAAAUGGACACUGGAAAGCCUACCAGGGAAAACAGAAGAGUGGUAGGCAAGUGUCAAAUCGACUCAAAGAUGACACAAUGACUAAGUCAACUAAAGUAAAAAUGUUUGCAGUGACAGAGGGCAAACAUGCCAAAUUCCGCUGCUUUGUGACUGGUAAACCCAAACCAGAAAUAAUUUGGAGGAAAGACGGCAGGCUGAUACUGUCUGGAAGGCGUUAUUUGUUAUAUGAGGACAGAGAAGGAUACUUCACACUUAAAGUUCUGUACUGUAAGCAGAAGGAUAACGGAGUUUAUGUUUGUGCUGCAUCAAAUACUGCAGGGCAAACCCUCAGUGCCGUACACCUCUCCGUAAAGGAGCCGCCUGUGCGGUUCAAGCAGCCUCUCAUUGAUCUGGAAGUAUGGGAACGAGAUUUGGCUGUUCUUGAGUGUGAAGUUCCAGAGGACUCUGUUCCCAUCACAUGGUAUCUGGAGGAUAGACGGCUGCAGCCAGGGGCCAAAUAUGGAAUGGAGGAGUGGGGAACAAAAAGGCGACUAACUAUCCGUGACAUCGGAGUUGACGAUGAUGGGAUUUACCUCUGUGAGAUGCCCGACGGUGGUAGAAGCAUUGCAGAGGUAGCCGUAAAAGGUACAAUUUUGCGGAAGCUUCCAAGAAAAGUGGAUGUCCUGGAAGGCGAAAAUGCUGCCUUUUGUGUUGAAGUGGAAAAAGAAGAGAUGGACAUACACUGGUACAAAGACGGCAUAGAGCUGCGUGAAACCCAUCAGACCAUUCUUAAAUCCUUUGGUCGAACUCACAUUCUGGUUUUCGUCAAUACAAUGCCCCAAGACUCUGGCCUUGUGACUUUCCUUGUAGGCAGAUCGAAGACUUCCUCUCAGUUAAGAGUGAAAGCGGCUAGACAUUGUCCUCCCAGUUGUCCAGUGGGUGUGCAGAUCAACACAGAGCGUGCAAAUGCUGCUCUUCUGUCAUGGGUUCCUGCUCAGGACUCACGAAAGAACCCUCCGUCUGGAUACGUGCUUGAGCGUCAGGAGGUGGGCACUGGCUCACAGGAAUGGUUACAGUGCCUCACGACUGACUCUGCAACCUCUGUGGAGAUCCUUGGUGACAGUGUACCAUGUGAGGCAGAUUAUCGAUUUCGCAUUUGCAGUGUAAACAAAUAUGGAAAGAGCAACAAUGUUGAGUUCCCCAGAGCUGUUCACUUGGUUCCUGUGGCCAGAAUACAAGCUCCCUUACAGGAUGCCUUGGUGCCUGAGGGACAAGAUGCCAUCUUCUCCAUUGAGCUCUCUGCAUCAGUUAUUGGUACAUGGUUCUUAAAUGGUACACAGCUCCAGGAGGAUGAACGUUAUUCCAUGCGUCGGUCACGAACACACCAAUCUCUUCGCAUCCGAGGAGUACGCGAUACAGAUAACGGCGCUGAGAUUACAUUUAUUGCCUAUGGUAUCCGGGAUUCUGCAGCACUGUACAUUCAAGCUCCUCUUGUCAAGUUUUCAUCACUGUCAGAAAUGGAUCGAAACAAAUUUGUAGAAAUUGGGAAUCCCAUUGUGCUCUACUGUGAGCUGUCAGACCCUGCAGCUCCAGUGCACUGGUACAAGAAUGGGGUGGAAUUACAAACAAUGGAGGGUCUUCAUAUCCAAUCAGAGGGCACCAUGAGAAGAAUUGUCAUCCAGUCAGCAGAGUUCUCACAUUCGGGGGUGUAUUGCUGUGAUGCCAUUGAUGAUGUCAUCAGGUUCAAUGUGGAAGUAGAGGCCCCGCCUGUGAGGUUUUCAGCAAUGCCAGACGUGGAGAGGAACAAAACUAUCCCAAUAGGCUGCCCCAUUGUUUUACAAUGUGAGCUCUCAGAUCCCUCUGCCCAGGUGCACUGGUACAAAGAUGGGUCCAAGCUCCAUCCUCAAAAUGGAGUAGAAAUUCUAACUGACGGCUUGGCAAGAAAACUGAUUGUGCAUUCAGCAGAAUAUUUCCACUCUGGGUUAUACUGCUGCAAGACAAAGGGUGACACCAUCACGUUCAGUGUGGACAUCAAAGCUCCACCUGUGAAGUUCUCAGCAAUUCCUGAGGAAAUGAGGACCAAGUCGAUCGAAGCAGGCUGUCCUAUUGUACUCCAGUGUGUGGUAUCGGAUCCUGAGGCCCACGUUUGCUGGUACAAGGAUGAAAUGCAGCUCAUUUCAAACUCUGCAAUAGAAAUCCACUCAGAUGGCAACACAAGGACAUUAGUUGUUCAGUCUGCAGAGCUGUGCCACUCUGGUGUGUACAGAUGCACCACACAGGAUGAUACCAUGGAGUUUCAAGUGGAGAUCAAAGCUCCAAUGUUGCCGGUGUCGCCCUCACCAGACGUUGUGGAGACGCAGUCACUUGAGGCAGCCUGCUCCACUGACCCAACAUGUGAAACCUCAGACCCUGCUGUCCAUAUGUCAUGGCAGAGGGAUAAAGAACAUGAUUCUAAUAGAGAGCCUGAUUAUGAAAUGGGAGGCAUCAAGAAGACCCUUGUUAUUGAACCAACUCAUCCUUCAAACUCUGGAGCAUACUAUUGUGCAACAGCAGAUGAUGUUGCCCAAUUGAUAGUAAAAAAUCAAGUGCCAUCUCCAACAUAUCUGCUUGGUCCUGAUGUUGAGAAGACCAAGUCUGCUGAAGAGCACUGCCAAAUUGUUCAGCAAUUUGAGAUUUCAGAUCCCAUUGCCAAAGCCUGUUGGUACAAAGAUGGAACCCAGAUCUACCCCAAAAUGGAAGCUGACUGUGAAUCACAGAGCAGCAUCCAAGCCUUGCCCCUCCAGUCACAUGACUUGUCUGGCGAUGAGAGGUUUGGCUGUGAAACAUCUGGUGACUCACAGUCAAACGUGGACAUGAAAGCAGAGCACUGUCACUAUGGUGAUGAGAUUGAUGAGAUAGCUGAUGCAUCUGCCCAAUACACUGUGGAUGUCAAAGCUCCACCUGUGACAAUCACAACACUUUGUGAGGCUGAAAGGAACAAGUCCAUUGAAGUUGGUGAACCCAUAGUACUACGAUGUGAGAUAUCAGAUCCUAAUGUUCAAGUUACUUGGUACAAGGAUGGAAUAAAACUACAUGAAGCAGCUGGGCAAGACAUGGUGGCAGAGGGUUCCAUAAGAACACUGGUUUUCCAGUCAGCGAUGGUGUCUCAUGCAGGGAUUUACAGCUGCAAGACAACAGAUGAUGCAAUGCAGUUUCAUGUGGAUGUUAAAGCUCCACCUCUGAAGUUCUCAGCUAUACAUGAGGCGGACCAGAAAAAGACAGUCAUGGCGGGCUGUCCUAUUGCUCUACAAUGUGAGCUGUCAGAUGCCACUGGACAAGUCAGUUGGUACAAGGAUGGAACAAAGCUCCUACCUCAGAGCGGAGUAGACAUCCAGUCAGAGGGAAAUUUGAGGAGUCUAGUUGUCCCAUCAGCAGAGGAGGCUCACACUGGCAUAUACCGUUGUGAGUCAAAGGAUGAUGACAUCCAGUUUGCUGUGGAAGUAAAAGCACUACCUGUGAAGUUCUCAGAGCUUCAGGAGACUGACAGGAACAAAUCCGUUCAAGAAGGCACUCCCAUUGUCCUCAGCUGUGAACUCUGUCAUGAUGCUUCUGCUCAUGUGGACUGGUACAAGGAUGGAAUGAAACUCCUGCCACAAAACAAUGUGGAGAUACAGUCAGAUGGUCUAACAAGGAAACUACUCAUCUGUUCAUCUGAAAACAUACAUGGUGGCACCUAUGAAUGUUCAACGUCAGAUGACACCGUCACAUUCAAAGUGGACGUAAAAGGCCGAUCGCCACAGAUCAUGCCAGUCCCCCUGUCAGAAAGAAACAAGACGAUUGCAAUUGGUUGUCCAAUUAUUCUCCAGUGUGAGGUCUCAGACCCUGUUGCCCAGGUUUCCUGGUUUAAAGAUGGGGUGGAGCUUUUUUGCAAAACAGGCCUCGAUAUGAAAAGGGAUGGCAGCUUCAGAAAAUUAAUGAUUCAUUCGGCCAAGGUCUCUGACGCUGGCCUCUACAGCUGUAGCCUCGCUGAGGAUGUUGUGACAUUCCAUGUGGACGUCGAAGCUACUCCUGUGAGGUUUUCAGCACUUCCAGAGGUUGCAAGAAACAAAUUUGUUGAGGCAGGCUGCCCAAUUAAGCUGCAGUGUGAAGUCUCAGAGCCAACUGCCCAGGUCUAUUGGCACAAGGAUGGAGAACAUCUACCUCCAAAGAGUGAAUACGAAAUCCAGACAAAAGAAAAUCUGAGAGCACUAGUUAUUCAAUCAGCAGAAGUCACACACUCUGGGGUGUACAGCUGUGAGGCUGCAGAUGACCAUAUAGAAUUCAAGGUGGAUGUUGCAGCACCACCGGUAACAUUUGCUGAUAUCCCGGAGGAGGACCUUUUCAAGAGUGUUGUGGAAAAAGAACAGCUUGUUCUGUCAUGCGAAGUAUCGAGGACUGAUGGUCUUGUCCAGUGGUACAAAGAUGGAACUGAAAUGCAACCAAGCAAUAACAUUACAAUGCAAGCAGAGGACACCAAAAGAAAUUUGACUAUACAUUCAGCCCAACUGUCCAACACAGGGACAUACACAUGCCGUGCAGGAGACAACAUUUUAAUCUUCAAGGUUACAAUACGAGAACCUCCAGUGAUGAUAAUCUACCCUAAAGAGGAUGUCCACCUUGACCGCCACGUCCCUGAUGAAAUUAUUCUUAGCUGUGAGUUGUCUCGUCCCAAUGGUGUUGUCAGCUGGUACAAAGAUGGCCAAAAGCUGCAAGAGAGCGAGAACAUCAAGCUCAAGAUUGAGGGUCCUUAUCGACGACUGAAAAUCCUUUCUAGUGGAGUCGAAGAUUCCGGAGAAUAUGUCUGUGAUACAGCUGAUGAUUCAAUAUUCUUUCACCUUAGUAUUACAGAACCUCCAGUGCGAAUUGUAUCCCCAAGCCAGUCACAAAUGGAACUGUGCCAGCAAACUUCUGAGAGGAUGGUACUGAGCUGUGAGAUCUCACGGCCCAAUGCAGUGGUGCGCUGGUAUCGAGAUGGACUCGAAGUGGAGGAGAAUGACAACCUUAUUCUGGAGGUGGAUGGUGUCUACAGAAGACUUAUUAUACCCGAAACUACUGUCAAAGAUUCAGCAGAAUAUGUAUGCGAUACAGCAGACGAUUCCAUGACGUUCUUUGUAAACAUAGCAGAGCCUCCUGUUCGCUUCUUACGCCCAAGGAAGACUGCAAGUAGAGUAGAGAAAGUGGCUGGGGAGACUGUGGUUCUAGACUGUGAAGUUUCAAGAUCAAAUGCCGAAGUCACCUGGAAGAAAAAUGGGGAAGAAGUAGAAGACUCCAGAAAUAUCACCGUCCUUGAAGAUGGUGUUAUGCGUCAAUUAACCAUUCACUGUCUAACAGUGGAGGAUGCUGGGCAAUAUGUCUGUGAUGCAAAAGACGAUGUGAUGGAUUUCCAUGUGAACGUGCAAGAGUUGCCUGUAAAAAUUCUUGGAAAAUCCAACGCAAAAACAGAAAAGCUGUUCUUAGUGUCAGAUGACAUUAUUCUUGUGUGUGAACUCUCAAGACCCAGUGUUUCAGUGAAUUGGUAUAAAGAUAAUCAGCUUAUUGGUGACACGGAGCGAUACUGUAGUGAGGAGCAAGGUGUUUUCCGAUCACUGGUUGUCCUAAAUGCUGGGCUCCAAGAUUCUGGAGAGUACACUUGUGAUGCAGGAGAUGAUAAGAUGGUCUUCUACAUCACUGUCAAAGAGCCUCCAGUGCAGAUCAUUGGAAACUCAGGUCACCCAGAGCAUCAUAUUCUGGUAGCAGGAGAUGACCUUAUUUUGGAGUGUGAAGUGUCUCGGCCAAAUGCCACUGUUCAGUGGUUAUGGAAUGGCGAGAUACUGAAACCAGAUACACGUAUAAAAAUUGACAGCCAUGAUGUUAUGAGAAAGCUCGUUCUCUCUGGGCUUCAGCCCUCAGACUCUGGAGAAUACAUUUGUGACGCCAUCGAUGACAAAUUAAUAACAAUUGUUGAGGUGCAAGAGCCAGCGGCCAAGUUUGUGAAUAAAAAAGCAAGUAAUAACAUCACAGCCUAUGAAAAUGAGAGUGUCACGCUGUGUGCCAUUGUGAGCCGUGAAAGAGCUAAUGUCCGGUGGCUGAAAGAUGGCCAACUAUUGAACGAGGACAACAUUCACAUUUCGAGUGAGGGUAAUACCCACAAGCUCACCAUUAAUCCCCUGCAGCUGUCAGAUUCUGGAGAAUAUGUUUGUGACGUAAACACAGAUGAGAUGUAUUUCAGUCUUUUAGUUAAAGAAAUGAAGGUGAAAUUUACCAAACCACUGGAGAAUACUGUGUCUCUGAAGGGCAGCAGCCUUACACUACGAUGCGAGAUCAGCAAGCCCAAAGGAGAUGUACAGUGGCUAAAGGAUGGCCAGGAGAUCUCUCCAAGCCGUCGACACACCAUAAGGGCACAAGGACGAGAGCGAAACUUCACCAUCCACCAAAUAGCUGAGGAAGAUGCUGGAGAGUAUGCCUGUGAAUCCACAGAUGACAGGACCUCAGCUACUGUCACUGUAGAAACUCCCCGUGUUGUUGAGUUCAUAGCAGAGCUUCGUAACAUCACAGUCCGUGAAGGAGAAGAUGCAGUAUUUAAGUGUGUGGUUUCACCAGUGGACACUCAGUUGGCGUGGCACUUAAAUGGCAAGCAAGUAGCUCUGAAUGAGCGGACUGUCAUUUCAAGCAAUGGACUAUGCCACAUGCUCUGCAUCCACAACUGCACGGUUUCAGAUAGCGGCAGAGUGACAGCUGAUGCAGAGGGGUUGGUAUCAGAAGCAGAACUACAGGUUCAAGAGCAACAGGUGAUGUUCACCAAGAAAAUGACACCAGUUUCUGCUGAAGAGUACAGUGAGGCAAUUCUAGAGGUGGAGGUGAGUCUGGAUUCAGGAGAGGUGCAGUGGAUGAGGCAAGGGGUUCUGAUCCACCCUGAGGCUAAGUAUACCCUGAAAAACAAGGGCCGAAAACACAGUCUCACCAUACACAAACUGGCCGUGUCUGACCGGGGCACCUACAGCUGUGAAACACUCCAUGACCGCACGCAAGCCCAGCUAACAGUGGAACCUCGAAAAAUCACAAUCAAGAGGGGAUUGACUGACAUUAAAACCACAGAGAGAGAAACGGCCUCCUUUGAAGUGGAGCUCUCACAUCCCAAUGUGCCAGGCACUUGGAUGAGAAACGGAAUCCAGCUUAAGCCGACAAACCACUUCCGUAUGAGUGCCAAAGGACAAGUUCACAGCCUCACCAUCUCUAAUCUAUCAGUAGAAGACACUGGCACCUUUACAUUCAGUGUAGAGAAUCUGAAGACGUCUGCAAGGCUUGUUGUGAAGGAGCCCCCAGUGACUAUUUUCAGAAAACUGGAGGACCAGAAAUUCUCUGAAGGAGCAGUAAUCUCUAUUGAGUGUGAGCUGUCGAGACACAAUGUCAAUGUAAAAUGGAUUAAGAAUGAGGUUGAGGUGAAGCCAGGGAAGGACUUGCGGAUUUAUGGAAUGGGGAGAAAACGGUUUCUUCAGAUCAUGAAAUGUCAUGUCAGUGACUCUGGCACGUAUACCUGCGAUGCUGGAGAUGCUAUUACAUCCUGCACUGUGGAGGUCUACGAGCGUGAGCUAUUGAUCCUGCAGGGCCUUGAGGAUCUGGACAUCCAGGAAGAUCAGAAUGCCGUGUUUGUGUGCGAGAUCUCAGUGGAGGAUGUGCCAGGAGAAUGGCUCAGAAAUGGGGAGAGGAUACAACCCACCAGCACCAUCAAGAUCCGCCAGGAAGGGACCAAACAUUUUCUUCUUAUGUGCAAUGUGCGAGCAGAGGACUCUGGAGAAAUCAAGUUUGUUGCCAGACAUGUUGAAUCUGUCGCUUACCUGGAGGUGGAAGAGAUUCCUGUCAACAUUGUAAAACCUCUACAGGAUAAGACCGCCCUUGAGAAGACCCGUGUUAUCCUAGACUGCACAGUGUCUAACUCCAGAUGUAGUAUCCGCUGGUACAAAGGCUGCAAUGUCAUCCUGCCCUCGGAGCGCUUCGAGAUAUGCAGUGAAGGCUGUUAUCGCAAACUGGUCAUCCAGCAGGUGGCGCUAGAUGAUGAGGGCACAUACAGUGUCCAGGUUGGAGAGCACACAUGUUCUGCAAAACUGACAGUGGAGGCCCAGUCUUUAUUGAUGGUCAGAGAGCUGAAAGACGUUGAGGUCAAGGCCCCCGAUGAAGCCUGCUUCGAAUGUGAGGUGUCGGUGCCUGUACUCAAAGCUCCUGUGUGGAGUCUGAACGGGGAGCCCUUACAGCCAAGCCCUCAGGUUCUCCUGGAGAAGAUGGGCACAGUCCACAGACUGACCCUCCGACAAACCUCCCCGGACAUGAACGGAGUGGUGGAGUUCAGCUCUGGGAAAACAAAGAGCAGAGCCCAGCUUCAGGUGCUGAGUGAUCCCUGAUGACAUCUCCCAUCUGUCAUCAUCUAGUUGACAUGGAUUGAUUGUUUCAUUGAUGCUUUCAAGUUGUAUUAUUGAUAUUUGUUAUAUUUACAUACAGUCUAUAUAAGUGGUUGAAACAGGGUUAUGAUGGAUUUUCAUGCAGUUUUAUCAUAGUGUGUGAAGAAAUAUUUCAAAGCAGCUCCUUUAUCAUUAAGACAAAUUGCAGUUUGAUUGUAAAUAACGUCCUGUGUGAAAGUGUUUUGACUGUAACCGUGUUAUGAAGGUUGGAGCUGAAUGUGUAUUGGUGCCAAUAGAUACCUGAUUUAAAUAUUGUAAAAAUCAAAGGGCUUCAGUAGUGGGAAGAACUACAAGCAUAUGGUUAGCUUCAUACAGUUAGGAGUUCUACAUAGGUUGAAUGUAACUUACCCAUAAUACAUGUGUGGUAUUAUAAAGUCUUUUUCCAGACUUUGUUUGCUCCAGAUGCAAACUUUGCAAUUCUGCCAUGUUUUAUACAAUAUAACUUGAUUUACACUCAGUGUAUUUUCCCAUAUAUCAGAGCAUGGUUUUGUGUGGCUGUUGUGACAAUGACCCAGAUUUGUUUUGGCUUCGAGAGCAAUAACACCAGCAUCAGUUAUUUACCACAUAGGAGACACAUUUUGUUCCAAUUGACUCCCCCCUUGUAUCCAUAUCAUCAAAUUUAGGUUUUAGAAUGAAUCAUCCAAGUAACAGUUCAUUCAAUUUCACAUUUAAUGCCUAUUUUCAUCAUUUGUCUAUUGUAUAGAAAUUAUUUUGUAUGUUUUGAUGAAAAGUUUAAAGGAAAAAAAAAACAAAUCUGCCUUGCAGGAAGUGGCUUGUCAUGUAAAUAUAUUGGGCCAAAAAUCAGGUAAUUUAGGAAAGAAAUAGGUUACAAAAAUUACUUGAUCACCUUGAUUGAUGCUUGAUUUGUUGAAAUGCUUGUUGAGUGAACAUUGGAAACUUAUUGGAGAUUGAUAGUUGUUUUCAUAUGCGAUCUGUUCCAUAUUCCAUUUUUCCAUUUGACUUGUUUCCACCUCUGCCAUGUUGUGUUGAGCAUUAGGUAGGUGGGGGAAAAAAGUACUGUAGUGAAAUAUGACCUGUUUCAAUAAAACAUGCUUUAUUGAUGCAAGGUAGAAAUAUA
Messenger RNA from Seriola aureovittata, 10624 nucleotides. RefSeq names its product obscurin-like protein 1. The record is from RefSeq and is a predicted model, not a curated record. Bases 457 to 9489 code for a protein of 3010 amino acids. Lineage: Eukaryota; Metazoa; Chordata; Actinopteri; Carangiformes; Carangidae. Gene Ontology annotation, molecular function: protein binding. The transcript has 35 exons.